AUGUCUAGAAAAACGAAAUCUACAGUUUUUGUCGACCUGAAAUCAGACACCCACAAGAUGUUUGCAAACUAUGGCCAUGACUGUACAUUGGAAGACAUCGCUGAUAACUAUGACUGGGAAUAUGCACCUGGAUACUCUCUGGGAGCUAAAUUCAGGAGAUGGCUUGCAAGGAUGAGAGUAGUUUCAGAGACAAGCAAAUUUUACACACAUCACUUGAGAAGUUUUGGUGCUAUCAGUGCAGAGAGAAGAAGGCAUCUCAAGUACCACCCAAAAACUAUUCACCCAUUCAGUGCAGGACGGAUAGUAUGGGCCAUAAUAAUGAUAUUCAUUAUACUUUAUCAUCUCAUAGUUACACCUUUUAUGUUUCUUGUGUUUGAUUUCAAGAAGCCUAAUUUCUCCUACAAUGAAGUACUCAAUAUGUUCAGACUAGUAUUUGAUACUUUUUUAAUAUUCAAUGGCAUCUUCAAUUGUAUAACUGGAUACUAUGAUGAACCAAUGCAAAAAGUAGUAUUGGAUUUGAAACUCAUUUUCAUACACUAUUUGAAGACAAACUUUGUGUUUGAUUUCCUCUCAUCAUUCCCAAUGGGCUAUGACAUUGUUUUCAAACUAAAAACAUAUGAUAUUGCAAUGAUUUUAUGGGCUAUGAUGUUCAGAUACCUGUUAAUGAGAUCAUUUAGUCAGUACUCAAAAAUGGUAGCUAAUCAUUUCAAUAUAAAUCAUUUCACAUAUAUGACAUCUAUGGUCAUUUUUUAUACAGUCAUGUUCUGGCAUGCUAUGUGUUGUAUUGUGGAUUUCAUAAGACGCCAUAUAAAAUACCAUACCAGCCCGGGUACUCACUUAUUCAACACAACCCAUAAUACUUUUCUUGAUCAGGAAGAUAAGAGGAUAUGGGUUAUGUACUUCAAUGCUCUCCAUCACAAAUCACUCCUACUAUACAAUUCUGGUUAUGGCAAAACAGAACCAAAUCAUGAACUGGAAAUAAUUCUAAUAUACUGUGUAUGGUAUGGAUCAAGCCUCUUUUGCAUUUAUAUCUUAGCCAUGAUAAUGGAGAUAAACACAGGAAGAACAUCUUCAGCCCACAAAUAUGAUGCGAUGGAGAGGCAACUCAAAGAAUAUAUGAGACAUAAGCAGUUACCAACAUACAUGAGAACUCGAAUAUUGACGUAUUAUGAAUUCAAAUUCCAGAAAAGAUAUUUCAGGGAAAGCGAAAUUCUAGCUACUAUAUCUGAACAAUUGAGGCAGGAAAUGAACAUGCAUGCUUGUAAGAAACUGGUGGAGAAUGUUAUAUUUUUCCGAAAUUUGCCCCUGAAUUUGCUUGUCAGAAUAAUAUCUUGUUUACGCAUAGAAGUUUUUCUUGUGAACGAUGUUAUAAUCAGGGCUAAUACUCCAGGAGCUAGUAUGUAUUUUAUAUCUACAGGAACUGUAGCAAUUUACACGAAAUCUGGCAAAGAGGUCUGUCAUUUGGAAGAUGGUGCUCAUUUUGGGGAAAUAGCUCUCUUAAUUAAAGAUACAUUCCGAAUAGCGUCAGUGAUUGCUGUUGAAGUCUCAGAAAUUUACAGGCUAGACCAAAAAGACUUUGUGAAAGCAAUCAAUCCAUAUCCUGAUUUACUAGCCAAUAUACAACAUAUAGCUGAAGAGAGAAUGGAAGUGUCAUCAAUGUUGGACGAAUAUAACAGAAGAGAAAUGGCUACGAAGCGAUUGAAUCUCCUUAACUAA
Phaedon cochleariae (mustard beetle) is the source of this 1716-nucleotide messenger RNA. The record is from the annotation of a GenBank genome assembly. NCBI's taxonomy places the organism in Eukaryota, Metazoa, Arthropoda, Insecta, Coleoptera, Chrysomelidae.